AUGCAACGUGAAUCACGUUGGUGUAUGUGUGCAUUAGAAGAAGUAUUGAGACAUUAUACUCUAGGAUUUCAAUCUAAUUCACCUCCACGUUUCAUUGUACGUAAUCCACGUGAUAUCGGAUUUUAUGUUCGAGAUUUUGUUACUCAACAAUGGAAAGUGGUGAACAAUGCAACAUGGUACGAUUGGGAAGCAGUUCUUAAUGAUCCUCAAGGCAUAUAUAAUUCGAUUAGUCGAAACGGAAAAUCAGCUACAAAAACUGGACUUGAUCCGACACGAUCGGCUUAUCUAGGUGAUGUUUGGGGUGCAUAUAAUAAAAUUAGAUAUAAUAUUGAAAAUUAUUAUAGAACAAUUAUAGAAAAACGAUCGAUGGAAUGUAAAAAGAAAAUCAAUUGGAUAUAA
Molecule: messenger RNA, 399 nt
Organism: Didymodactylos carnosus
Lineage: Eukaryota; Metazoa; Rotifera; Eurotatoria; Philodinida; Philodinidae
Source: the annotation of a GenBank genome assembly